ACGUUCAGGAUGUUACUCACGGAAUCAAGAUGGCAUCCGAGGCUAAUCCGAGCACUGUGUCAGACGAAAACUGCGAUGUAAAUAGUGCGGUCGGCGAAGUGUCCGAGCCCGUUCGGAUAUCGGGAAGUCGGGCCGAGGCUUGCGGCACCAUGUGGGAGGACGUCACGGGGAAGGAGGCAGCGCGCCCGGGCAAUCUCGAGCCACGCGAUUCGCGCUCCGUCGAGACGCCCAGUGGGACGCCCACGGUCCUCGCCACGGCGUCAUCGCCCGUCGUCGUCGCCACACCGACCAGAAGCCAAACGGAACGCCCGUCCGGCGGGACCCUCUUCGAGGCGUCUGCCCUCCAUUCCGAGGAACCACCCGGAGUUGGCUCGCCCGCUGUCAACGCUGACACCGCUGUGCCACUUUCGCUACCUCACGACUCGUUCGGUACAUCCAGCCUCGACCGUUUGAAAGGAGACGCGAUGAUAGAUUCUAAAGACGAUGUAAUGAAAUCUCGAAAAUCAUCGAUUCUUCGAUUCAGCCAAGCGUUUCCCAAUACGCUAAAGGAAUGCGGAAAUGUCUCCAGUAAAACACCUAAAGUGGCAGAAAGUCCCCUCAGUGGCGGUGAUAUCGUAAACAGCCCGAGAAGUCCUGAUUAUCCACCACGAGUGUCGACCAGUCCUACGUGUUCAGAUGUAGCUCUUGUUUCCAGUACAAUUUCUUCAGAUAUUUCUGCCAUGCCGACCAAGAUGGAUACUGCUAGGUGCGGUGAAGAGAUUGGAGUUAAUGUAUUACCUACGAAGGCUGACCACCACUCGACGGUGCAGAAAAUCGAAGAUUCACCUACGGAUAUUAAAAUGGAAAUUGAUGUGCCAGUUAGUAACGAACGACCAGUCGGGGAUGAAGGUACAGCGAUGAAGUCUAUACAAAUGUGUGUGAAGAAAGAGCCUCCCGAUGGACCAGACAGUACUCUCGGUAUAUCAAAAAGUAAACGAUCAAGCGUUAGCUCCUCCUCUUCCUUGAAAGAGGAGUCACAUCAAGUACCGUCCCGUCAAGAUCCUCCUAUAGUAAACUCCACCUCUGGAUCGACUCCUGUGGUUUCUCAAGGAAAGUCUCAUUCCUCGUCUCGGGAUAAGCGAAGUAAAGAUCACAGUGACAGGCGACACUGCUCUCAGUGCUACAAGCGCAGCAAGAUCAAGAGGGCUAGCAUAGGAAUACAAUGUCGUCGAGACAGAAGUUCCCUCUCAUCAAGUCACAAACCGAUUUCGCAGUCUUAUUCAAAAUCCAGUAUAGAUAACCUGCGGUUAAAUCAACAUACGAAAAAUUACAGGCCGAUGUGUAAACAGACGGUAAAAAUCGACUUUUUAGAGGGACUCAAGUAUAAGAAAUUUAUUCACAUUGAAACAUACCCAAAUGGUGGAGCAACCAUAGUUCACAUGUAUCAGGAUGAAAUAGACACAUUAUGUAAGGAACAAAUUGAAGAAUUAGCACAAGAGUAUUUUAAGGUUGUCUUUGGCGAAGACGAGAGCGGUAAUGCGCAUCACGUUAUGGGAAUUGUCCACAACGCGGCUGCGUACAUGCCGGACCUUUUGGACCACAUGGCACUGAAUUAUCCAACAUUGACCGUUAAAAACGGAGUACUGGGUAGAAGCAGCGACAUCGAAACCACAACAAUGUUGCAGUAUAAAGAACAAGUUUGUAAAGCAUACAACAAUGGGACCAUAAGGUACGGUCCAUUGCAUCAAAUAAGUCUGGUUGGCACGGUGCACGAAGAGGUCGGUGGUUAUUUCCCAGAUCUUCUUCGAAUGCUGGAAGAGAAUCCUUUUCUCAAAUUGACAAUGCCCUGGGGUCCUCUGUCGGUGAUGAAGAUGGAGACCCCGCAAGAGUCGAACGACGGACCUAUAUUGUGGAUCAGGCCUGGCGAACAACUGGUGCCUACAGCGGACAUUAACAAGAGUCCUUGUAAACGUCGCAGAACCGGAAUUAACGAGUUACGGAACCUCCAGUAUUUACCGCGGUUAAGCGAAGCCCGAGAAUACAUGUUCGAAGACCGUACUCGAGCACACGCGGAUCACGUAGGCCAUGGUCUCGACCGGAUGACAACGGCAGCCGUGGGCGUCCUCAAGGCUGUUCACGGGGGUCAACAUACGGAGUACAAUCGGAUCACCAAAGACGUCGUUGCUUUCUACGCUGGUGACUUUCCAGAACUCGUAGAGAAACUCCAGCUGGACCUCCACGAGCCUCCGAUAUCCCAGUGCGUUCAGUGGAUCGAGGAUGCCAAGCUCAAUCAGUUAAGAAGGCAGGGGAUCCGUUACGCCAGGAUUAGCCUCUACGACAACGACAUCUAUUUCUUGCCUCGCAACAUAAUUCAUCAGUUUCGCACCGUUUCGGCCGUGUCGAGUAUUGCUUGGCACGUAAGACUCAAGCAGUACUACCCGGAAGCGACCAGUACGUCCAGCACGAGACACAACCGAGUUCCCAAUACGGACUCGAUCCUGUUUAAGGAAAAGAAGGCACUGGACGGGGUCAUCGUCGACGAGCAGAAGGAAAACGCCGACAGGCAACACAUGGAGCGGAAAAUCAACGCGGACACCUUGGAGGAGAAGAAGGCUAAGGAGAGGGCGGCCGAGUAUCAGGGUAACUUGAAGAAAUCCGACCAACAUGGGAAACGCACCAAGGACGAGCGUAAGAGUCGAGAUCGCUCCAGGCACUCUUCCGUUGGGGGGAGAAGAGAGCUGGAAACCACAGGGGGCUCUUCGACCUCGCUUUCGGGGGAGAAGCGCUCGAAAAAGGGAACGACCGAGAGAAAGCGAAGCGUCGAUGGGAAAAGGGACGACAGGAGGAGUGGGAAGAAACGCGAGGACCGGCAUUCCCAUGUGCACGGUAAAUCGAGCCAUCGUUCGCACGGGAGUAGUAGCAGUAGGACGUCGUCUUCUGGUACCCCUUCCUCUGGAGUGGCCGUCAUUACUAGUACCGGUACCGUGUCCGGGAACAUCACACCGGGUACCACUGGCUCGAUAACCGGUAGCACCCCCACGAGUACUUCGACCGUCUCUUCCGGGAAAACUUCCAGCAGCCAUUCCAGCGAGAGGAAGAAACAUGAAUCCAGCCACAGGUCGGACCACCACAGACAUCGUCACCUGGGCUCCGAGAAUGCCUCCGGUAAAGAGUCGCAUUCGCACUCCAUAACCGAGAUCCGAGUCUCUUCCAAUCCUAAACUCCCCGAAGCUCCAAACGACAAGGUGCCCGGACUAGUGGACGCUCCGGACUCGAUGCGCGGCUCUCUUCCAGACCUGGAAGUCGUCUUGGAGGAAGAGGUCGUCGCGUCGAAGCAGGCCGUAGGUAGGACCUAUGCGACGGAGGUCGUCGACAAGGCUCUGGAAAUUGCAAUCUACAAGUCGAAGACGGACGUCGACGAGGUCUGCAGGUCCCUAAGGAUCGGCGUAACCGAAGCCUCGAAGGAGGCCCUGCAGAAGAUCAAGAGGGAGAGCUACGACCUCGCCAAGGGCAAGUAUCCCGAGGACAGGGCCAAGCUAGAGAGGUAUUCGGAGCUCCUGGAGACCGAGGUGAUCUCGGCGUUCAAGGCCAAGCUGGAGUGCGCAACGGAGAACGCGGUGAAGGCUCUCGUCGAGAUGGCCGAAGAGGAAGCCAAGGAAAGGGCGAAAAAGGAGCCCAGGGUCGGCGAGACGGCGGAGUCGUUGAACUCGUUCGAGCCCAGUCAACCCGCCCAGGCGCCGUUCGUCACCGUCGCGUCGUCGUCCUCGUCGUGUUCCUCCUUCUCCUCUACGUCGUCCUCGCCGUCCUCGUCCUCGCCUUCGUCGACCUUGUCGGCCCCGCCUUGCCCCACCGUCGACAAAGACAAGCGCGACGGGGCUACCGAGAAAUCGCAGAAGUCGUCCGAGAGGAGGUCUUCCUUGACCGAGGAGGUGCGAAGGAGCAGGGACGACAAGGAGAAAUCUGGGCGCGAUCAGCGACACCGAGAUCGGAGAGACCGCCACGAGAGGAGAGACCGGGAACACAGGAGGCACAGGCACCACGAGGGAAGGUCACGGACGGAAAACGCGUCGUCCGACGCGACGAAAUCGGACUCAUCCAGGAAGAUCCCUGACCCGGCUACACCUGAGGACAGGACGCUGUGCUCGACGACGGCGACCCUGACGACGACGACGAGUACACCGACGACGAUCUCGGAUCCGGCGGACUCGGUGACUCUGCCCGACGCGGUCGCCGCCACGACGACCGCGACGACGACCACCACCGUCGCGGCUGGCCCCGUCGUCGUCGGCUCUACCGCGUCCUCCGAUCCCGAGAAGACCCAGGACCACUCGGAGAGCAGGGGGCACGACCACUCCAGGUCGGAGACGUCCUCCAACAAGCGCAAGGAGCCCCACAGGAGUCACGUCUCGGACGGGCACAAGAAGUCGUCGAGUUAUCGCAAGUCCCACCGGGACCACUCCUCCGCGUCGCCGCACUCCCACGGUUGCCAUCACCCUGUGAACGAGGCCCAAGGUCCCGGGCACUCGCACUCGCAGACCCACUCGAGCUCGGGCCACGAGAGGAAACGGAAGUCCAGUUCCAGCCAGCCGACGAGGGAGUGGAAGCGUGUCUGCAACGACGAAGAGAGCGCGACGCGAGUCGCGGUCGACCAAGCGAGCGCCGGGGUCCCGGAGGGCUCCGGUGGUACGGCGACGUGAAUUCUACCCGUCGCUUCAGUUUAAGCCUAUAGUACAAUCUGUAGGUAGGAAUAGGAAGUACCACUCGUUGUAAAGCAGUCUAGAGUAGGCGCGGCGCAGUCGACGGGCGGACUCGGCGGUCUCCCGUGGAACCGCGCGAAGUCGGAAGGAUCCUUCGGACACGACGUUGCUCGAAAUAGCGAACACCAGAGAAUUCGAGAUUUGUCGCUCGGCUUUUGCCUAUUACCGCCUUGUCCGCUCGUCCGUUCGCCCUAUAGGAGACCUGGCUCGGGUCGGGUUCACCGGUAGUGGAAGACUUGGAAGACACACCCGAGUUCAUCCGCAGUAAUACAUGGACAAAGCGUCUUUUUAUCGGAAAUACUGACUCAAGGUGGACAUUGAUGAUUUUCGGAGGCGACCUUGCCCGUAGAUAGCGAGGCUGGGAAUAAUUCGGAAACGAGCGCGACGAUAUCUCGUUAAAUGAAUCGUUUUAGGGGUUCUCUUUAGGGAUCCUCCGUGGAGACUUCGCAGUGUAGAGAAAAAUUCCAUUGACGAGGUCAGGGUUAGGGAUAGGUCAGGGUCGGACGCGUGCCGAGUGCGUGGUAUUCUUCUGCUCUGGUUUUGGUAAUGGAGGUCGUUCUGUAAAUAUUAAAUCGUGGACUUGUACAGGCCGACCUUUUUCGGUGCCCAAUGGAUCUCCCUAGUACAAUAAAUUUGUCCAAUCGAGGAAAUGGAGAUCGAGGUCCGCGAAUGUUAGGGGAAUCCGGAACCGUGUUUAAUUAUUCUUGGCCGUUUUUCAUCUUGCCCUCGGUGCACCGAAGUACCGACUUACGGUAUGAUCUCGAUCGUCCGAUUGUUUAAUUAUUAUUCGAGUACACGCGAAAGGAACCGUGGAUCCCAGGCGAGAAGAAAAAAAAUUUCAUUUUCCGUAGUAUCGUUUAUUUCAAACGAAUUCGAACUAUUCAUUUCGAAGGGAUUUUUCCAGUUUGGUUUUAUUUUCUGCAAUUUCCGUUACUUAGCACACUUUAAACCUGGGCUCGGAAUCACUCUUAUUGUUUACACCGCAUCUCGCGUGCACUGUCAGGACAUUUCGAUUGUAUAUUUAUUAAAGAAUAUAUUGAUGAUAUUAGGAUAUCUGGAAUUAAUUUUCGAUAUCCCGGUGAUUUCCAUUGUUGCGUGGGUUUGAAAAAUCCGCCGGAUCGUGCAUCGGUUUAACUGCGAAUCGCAAUGGGCCAUUAUAUUACCAGAACAAUUAUUCUCCUCGGACGUAGAAGUAACGACUGACGUAUUUUGCAGAACAAUGCGAUCUUCUGAAGUAUGUAAAACGGCAAGUUCCACGACCGAACUAAUCCGAGAGGAAAAACUAACUGAUCGACGGAACGAGUACGGUAAUUCGUACCUUGUGGGAAUUUACAUGCGACCAUUGUGCCCGACAUUAAAAUGACUAAAAAGAAGAAGAAUAAACGUGCGAACGCCAGUAUGUAUAAUUACAUACGAAAAAUACGGCGGGGAAACGAGAGAAGAAAAAAAAAAAAAACGAAAAAGAGUUAGCAGCGUACUUCCCGAAAAGUUUGCGCAUUCGAUUUUCUCAACGACGCGCGGUAUAUUCAUAUUGAUAUUUAUUUAUAAUAUAAACAGUCGGUCAAAAGAUAUCAUCGCAUACGGAAGGAUGAAGUCGAAACUAGGCGAGACACCGGAGGGGAAAAAUAUAUUGAGAUAUUUUGUCCUGUUGCCCAGGGGACGGAAAGUCGUCGAAACAAGUAUUUUACUCGGCCUCGAGUAAAUCCCUUCGAGACGUUAAUUAACUAGAUAAAUGGGAGAGCACCGAUUUGUACCACGUAGCAGACUGCGCGCGAGAAUUGCUCGAUACACAUACACACCCACACGCACUUGAGGUGUUUAAAAGUACUAUCGACGAUCGGAGAGAAACACUGCCUACUAACAAGUAGUAUUCGCUUGAAAGUCGUCGACUAUGUAGAUAUUAUAUAUACGUAUAAAUUAUUAAAUAAUUAAAAGAAAAGAGAGCAAUACAACGCAGACACGCGUAGUCCCUCGAGUGGUAUAUUAUGUAUUAAGUCGCGACCGCGAGAGCGGCCCUGUAUAUUUGUACAUAUCGAAGACGAGUGACUCCGAGAGGCGAGCUUAAAUUAUAAGUUAUGUUAAACGGAUAUCUUCGAUAAUAAGGUAAUAAACGUAGGGGGUUAAAUGACAA
Molecule: messenger RNA, 6867 nt
Organism: Orussus abietinus
Lineage: Eukaryota; Metazoa; Arthropoda; Insecta; Hymenoptera; Orussidae
Exons: 4
Coding region: 30-4676 (1548 amino acids)
Cellular component (GO): nucleus
Source: RefSeq, a predicted model, not a curated record